AUUGCAUUCCACGGCCAAGCUCCGGCACCACAUGCUAACGGGGUUUUUUUCUAUGCGAACCGCCCGCCCGCCCGGUGACGAUCUUGGUCGACUUACCUAUUUUGCUCUUCCGCAGCCUUGCCGCCCUCUCUCCCACGCCCUCUCCCACUCCCACCACUCGUUCUGUGCCCGUCGACGCCAUUGCGCAAAAUGUUCCACGAUCUACACGUGCCCUGGCCUGGCCCAACACCGGGACUGCAGCGGACAAUCGCUUUUCUCGACGAAUUAGGAUACGAUGUCGUUGCUCUCACGCACACAUACACUGGGAGGCUCCCCGCUGAUAUAACUUCCCCCGUACCCACCAGCCUGCCUUUCCCCGUCCCUGCCCGGAUACGCAUCCUGCGUCGCUGUAACAUCUUCCUCACUGACUCGGCCUCCAAUUUCCGCAUCCCCCAGCUGCAGCAGCAUUAUGACCUGGUUGCUGCCCGGCCCACCGACGAGCGCACCCUGCAACAGGCAUGCCAGAGCCUCGACGUGGAUAUCAUCUCGCUCGACCUCGCCACCCGCUUCGAAACACACUUCAAGUUUCCUAUGCUCGGCACCGCUAUAGCUCGAGGAAUCAAGAUUGAGAUUUGCUAUAGCCAAGGCAUCCUAUCAAAUGAUCCGGCCGCAAAGCGCAAUGUCAUAAGCAACGCCGUCCAGCUCAUUCGCGUCACCAGAGGCCGCGGUCUGAUAUUCAGCUCCGAAGCAAACACCGCCCUGGGCAUACGCGCACCCAGCGACAUCAUCAACCUCGCUUCAGUAUGGGGACUCGGCACGGAAAAGGCCAAGGACGGCCUCACCAAGGAGCCACGAAGCGUCGUCGAGUUUGCGCGCUUAAAGCGACAGAGCUUCAAGGGCAUAGUUGAUAUCGUCCAUGGCGGCGAGAAGCCAGCACAUGAGACAAAAGAUAAGUCCGCGCAAAAGGGAAAAGCAAACAAGAACCAAAACGGCAAGCGCCCAGGCGACACGUUGGACUCCACCCCCACGCACGAGACAAAAGCCGAAAAGCCCAUUUCCAAACGCCAACAAGCAAAGAACAAAAAGGCAAAAGUUCAGGAAGCAGGCCAGGAGCAACAACAGCAGCCCGCAUAAUCAACAAAAGUGCUUAUUUCAAGAGAAGAAGAAAAAAAAUGAUACCCAAUUAGACGCGCGAAACAGCAAGCAAUGAUCUUCUUGUACUACUAUAUUUCAUCUUUUUUCAUAAAUUAAACCCAACCCUGUCACAGCAAAGCAGGCGCACUCAAUGCCCUACUAAACCAAUUAUAUAUAUAUAUACCAUAAGAACCAGAACCCACACAUACACUUGGGGACAAAUAUAACAACCCUCCCCCUCCAAAAAAAUCAGACCAAACAAAUACUAACAAUAACCUCUCG
Molecule: messenger RNA, 1395 nt
Organism: Bipolaris maydis ATCC 48331
Lineage: Eukaryota; Fungi; Ascomycota; Dothideomycetes; Pleosporales; Pleosporaceae
Product: RNase P subunit p30-domain-containing protein
Biological process (GO): tRNA processing
Cellular component (GO): nucleolar ribonuclease P complex
Molecular function (GO): RNA binding
Source: RefSeq, a predicted model, not a curated record